Molecule: messenger RNA, 690 nt
Organism: Microplitis demolitor
Lineage: Eukaryota; Metazoa; Arthropoda; Insecta; Hymenoptera; Braconidae
Exons: 3
Coding region: 91-588 (165 amino acids)
Biological process (GO): SCF-dependent proteasomal ubiquitin-dependent protein catabolic process
Cellular component (GO): cytoplasm; nucleus
Molecular function (GO): cullin family protein binding
Source: RefSeq, a predicted model, not a curated record
AUUUUAAAUUAUUUAUUAUAGAGUCAGUGUUUCUAAUUAACUUAAGUCACUUUUUAAUAAAAAAGUUAUAUUAUUAAAUUUAAAUUAAAGAUGGAGGAAGAGCAAGUAAGGAUUCGCUGCAUGGAUGAUGUAGAGCUACAAGUAAAUAAAGAAGCCUUGAAAUUCUAUCCACUUCUAUCUACUUCUCGAGCUCGAUUUUAUGCUGAUGGUGAUGAUAAACCAAUCGAUCUACAAGAUGUUGAUCCGGAAACAUUUAAUGAAAUUGUUACUUGGAUGAAUAGACAUCAGAAUGAUGCAGGACGAGUUCCACUUGAAGAUUUACAGACAGUUCAAAAAACGACGUUUACUGAUGAAGAUAAAAGUCAUUUAGAAAGCCUUCGCCCUCUGGUUUUUAUCCAAGUUAUGAUUUUAGCUGAUAGAUACAAUCUUCUAGAUAUACUAGAAUAUUCAACUCAAAUAGCGGGAAGUAUUUUUGCAAAUAUGGGAGUACAAGAAUUAAGAGAUUUAUUUUUUGGUGGUGAAAGUGGUUUUACUGAAGAAGAAGAAAAUAAAUUACGUGAAGAAAAUCAAUGGAUCGAAGAACUGUAAAUUUUAUUAAUUAACUAAAAUUAAUUUGUUGUAAAAAAUUUUAAUUAAAUUAAAACGAUCUAUUGUAGAAAAAAAAAUGUCUAACAAACUUGAUUAAUAAAU